Elephantulus edwardii (Cape elephant shrew) is the source of this 13254-nucleotide messenger RNA. It is a transcript of the gene DNAH2, whose product is annotated as dynein, axonemal, heavy chain 2. Gene Ontology annotation, cellular component: dynein complex. Gene Ontology annotation, biological process: microtubule-based movement. The transcript has 86 exons. The record is from RefSeq and is a predicted model, not a curated record. Gene Ontology annotation, molecular function: ATP hydrolysis activity; dynein light intermediate chain binding; minus-end-directed microtubule motor activity. NCBI's taxonomy places the organism in Eukaryota, Metazoa, Chordata, Mammalia, Macroscelidea, Macroscelididae. The coding region runs from base 1 to 13254 and encodes 4417 amino acids.
AUGACUGGGGAGCUGCAGGUGAAGGCCAGCAGUGCGCGGGUGCUGAUGGACAGUUGUGGGAUUUUUGCCUGUGCCAUGACCAGCAAAGCAGAGAAGAAGCGGCGAGUCAGUAACCGGCAGAGCAGCCGAGGCGGCAGCAGGACAGGACAGAAGGCUCAGGCGGAGCUGGCGACCCCGGUGGGCCCUGCGGAGGGAACCUUGUCUGUGGAGCAGGAGCAGGAACCUGAACCCGAGCCUCCCAAAGAGGAGCCUGACCCGCUGAAGCUAGAGGGGCCUCAAACACUUCUUGAAGAACAGCUGGAGAUUGUUGAGGGGGAUGUGAAGCCGCUCUUCAUCGCUCAAGCUUCGCUGACAGGGCUGGCGGAUGCCACGUGGACGGAAGAGCAUGAUGCCGUUCUGGAGGACUUUGCUCAGGACCCCUCACAGCCCAUUCUCACGAUCUAUAUUGACCCUUAUUGUGGUCUGAAUUUAGAUUUGGGCAUGCCGGUGCAGACCCAGAACCAGAUUGUCUACUUCAUUCGUAAUGCACCAGUUUCCAUAACUCCAGAGAACUUUCAAACGACUGUGCAGUUUGGGACAGUGAAGGGCGCUUACAUUCCAGCCCUGCUUCGGCUGCUCAGUGGCAUCUUUGUCCCUCAGAUCUUUGCAAACACCACCUGGCCUGAGAGCAUUCGAAACCAUUUUGCGUCUCAUCUGCACAGGUUCUUGGCCUGUCUAACAGACACUCGGUACAAACUGGAAGGACACACAGUUCUCUACAUACCCACAGAAGGCAUGAAUAUGAAGCCUGAGGUGGUGGUGAAGGACAAGGAGCUGGUUCAGCGGCUGGAGACCUCCAUGAUCCACUGGACCCGGCAGAUCAAAGAGGUACUUAGUGCUCAGGAGACUGUGGAGACAGGAGAAAAUUUGGGUCCUCUGGAGGAGAUUGAGUUCUGGCGUAACCGAUGUAUGGACCUGUCUGGCAUCAGUAAGCAGCUGGUGAAGGAAGGAGUCAAACACAUCGAGAACAUUCUGCACCUUGCCAAGUCAUCCUACUUAGCCCCCUUUACGAAGCUGGCCCAGCAAAUCCAGGAUGGUUCUCAUCAAGCACAGUCAAACCUGACCUUUUUGUCAAUCUUGAAGGAACCUUACCAGGAAUUGGCUUUCAUGCAGCCUAAGGACAUUUCUAAUAAACUCCCCAAGUUGAUCAGCCUCAUCCGUAUCAUCUGGGUCAACUCUCCCUACUACAAUACUCGGGAGAGGCUCACCUCACUCUUCCGAAAGGUCUGUGACUGUCAGUACCGCUUUGCCCGCUGGGAAGAUGGCAAGCAGGGCCCCCUUCCUUGCUUCUUUGGUGCCCAAGGGCCACAGAUAACACGAAACAUGCUGGAAAUUGAGGACAUCUUUUCUAAACACCUGCACGUGCUGCGGGCCGUUGGAGGGGGCAUCCUGGAUGUCAAGAACACAUCUUGGCAUGAUGACUACAAUAAAUUCCGUGCUGGAGUCAAGGACCUGGAGGUGAUGACGCAGAAUUUGAUCACCUCGGCCUUUGAGCUGGUGCGCGACGUGGAGCAUGGCGUUCUGCUGCUGGACACUUUCCACAGGCUUGCGACCCGUGAGGCUAUAAAGCGAACCUAUGACAAAAAGGCGGUGGAUCUCUACAUGCUGUUCAACAAUGAACUGGCCCUGGUAAACCGUGAGUUAAACAAGAAAUUGCCGCAGCUGGAGCCCUACAUGCCCCAUUAUUCCGGCCACGCACACUCAGUGAGGAUCCUUCGGCGGCGCCUUGAUAGAGUAAUGAAUUGUCUCUCUAGUGCUCACUUCCUGCCCCAUAUUGGCACUGGGGAGGAGAGUGUUCACACCUACCAGCAGAUGGUUCAGGCCAUUGACGAACUGGUUCGAAGAACCUUUGAAGAGUGGACGACAACCCUGGACAAGGAUUGCAUCCGGCGGCUGGACACCCCGUUGUUACGCAUCAGCCUGGAGAAGGCAGGCAUGCUGGACGUCAACUUUGACAAGUUCCUGCAGAUUCUCUUUGUGGAGAUUGAUUACUGGGAGCGGCUGCUGUUUGAAAUACCCCAUUAUGUGGUGAAUGUGGCUGAGCGGGCUGAGGAUCUGCGAAUUCUUCGGGAAAACCUGCUGCUUGUGGCUCGAGACUACAAUAGGAUUAUUGCCAUGCUAUCCCCAGAUGAGCAGGCCCUAUUCAAAGAGCGUAUCCGAUUCCUGGAUAAGAAGAUACACCCUGGACUCAAGAAACUACAUUGGGUUUUGAAGGGGGCCAGUGCCUUCUUCAUUACAGAGUGUCGCAUUCAUGCCAGCAAGGUGCAGAUGAUCAUGAAUGAGUUCAAGUCAUCGACCCUCACUAUUGGCUGGCGAGCCCAGGAGAUGUCGGAGACGCUGCUGGUACGCAUUAGUGGCAAGCGUGUGUACCGGGACCUGGAAUUUGAGGAGGACCAGAAGGAGCACCGGGAAGCUGUGCUGCAGAAACUGAUGAGUCUGCACCAGGAUGUGGUUGACAUCAUGAUUAACUCCUAUGAAGUCUUCAAGAACGACGGUCCUGAGAUUCAGCAGCAGUGGAUGCAGUACACAGUGCGCUUGGAUCACAUGAUAGAGGAUGCCCUCCGCCUGAAUGUGAAGUGGUCGCUGCUAGAGCUGUCCAAAGCCAUCAAUGGAGAUGGAAAGACCACCCCAAACCCGCUCUUCCGCAUUCUUGUUAUUCUACAGAAUGAUAUACAAGGGGGUGUGACACAGGUGGAAUUCUCACCCACUCUGCAGAUGCUGGCAGAUGUCGUUAAUAACAUUGGCAGCCACCUUAUCUCCACCAUCUCUGUCUUCCGCCAUCUCCCUGACAUUCUCAUCAAGUGCAAGUUUAAUCGUGAACCUAUCCAUGCACUUGUGGAGCGAGAUGAGGACAUCAAGAAGAUCCAGGCCCAGAUCAGCAGUGGCAUGACCGCCAAUGCAGCCCUGCUGCAGAACUACCUCAAGACCUGGGAUAUGUAUCGGGAGAUCUGGGAGAUCAACAAGGAUUCCUUCAUUCGUCGCUACCAGCGUCUCAAUCCCCCUGUCUCGUCCUUUGAUGCCGACAUCGCCCGUUACACAGAGGUUGCCAAUAAUGUGCAGAAGGAGGAGACGGUCCUCAACAUCCAGUUUGUGCUGCUAGACUGUUCGCAUCUCAAGUUCUCACUGGUGCAGCACUGCAACGAGUGGCAGAACAAGUUCACGACUCUGCUGAAGGAGAUGGCGGCUGGGCGCCUGCUGGAGCUGCACACCUACCUGAAGGAGAAUGCGGAGAAAAUCAGCCGCCUGCCCCAAACGCUGGAGGAACUGGGGAAGAGUCUGCACCUCAUGGAAACCCUGCAGAAUGACUUACCUAGUCUAGAAACCCAGAUCCCCCCCAUUCAUGAACAAUUCUCCAUCCUUGAAAAGUAUGAAGUGCCAGUUCAGGAGAGUGUAUUGGAGAUGCUUGACAGUCUGAAUGGUGAGUGGGUCACUUUUCAACAAGUUCUGUUGGACAGUGAACAAAUGCUGAAGAGACACAAGGAAAAAUUCAAGACAGGCCUUAUUCACUCAGCUGAUGAUUUUAAGAAGAAAGCACAUAAUCUCCUGGAAGAUUUCGAAUCCAAAGGUUCUCCCUUCUCAACCUGUCUACUUUCUUUAGGUUUUUUGGAGCUUGAUGCUAUCCAGCAAGUGUGGGAGAUCACAUGGGACUGGGAGGAGAACUGGAGCCAAUGGAAGACUGGCCGGUUCCUGACUCUCCAGACAGAGGCUAUGGAAACCAUGGCCCAUGGGCUUUUCCGGCGCCUCACAAGACUAGCAAAAGAGUAUAAGGACCGAAACUGGGAAAUUAUUGAAACGACUAGAUCAAAAAUAGAGCAGUUCAAGAGGACCAUGCCUCUCAUCUCAGACCUGCGGAACCCGGCCCUUCGGGAGAGGCACUGGGAUCAGAUCAGAGAUGAGAUCCAGCGGGAGUUUGACCAGGAAUCGGACAGCUUCACCUUGGAGCAGAUUGUGGAGCUUGGGAUGGAUCAGCAUGUUGAUAAAAUUGGAGAGAUCUCUGCCUCAGCAACCAAAGAAUUGGCCAUAGAGUUGGCACUACAGAACAUUGCAAAGACUUGGGAUUUGACCCAGCUAGACAUAGUGCCCUACAAGGAUAAAGGCCAUCACCGACUCAGAGGCACAGAAGACGUAUUCCAGGCACUGGAGGAUAACCAGGUGUCUCUGUCCAACAUGAAGGCAUCUCGUUUUUUCAAAGCCUUUGAGAAGGAGGUGGACCACUGGGAACGCUGUCUCUCCCUUAUUUUGGAAGUUAUUGAGACGAUGCUUACAGUGCAGCGUCAGUGGAUGUACCUGGAGAACAUCUUCAUGGGGGAAGACAUCCGCAAGCAGCUGCCCAAUGAGUCUGCCUCAUUUGACGGAGUCAACGCCACCUGGAAGACCAUCAUGGACCGGCUGAACAAGAACAACAACGCUCUCCAGGGCACCCACUAUCCAGGCCUCCUGGACACCCUGUUAGAAAUGAACACAGUGCUGGAAGAUAUUCAGAAGUCUCUGGACAUGUACUUAGAGACCAAGCGUCAUCUUUUCCCCCGCUUCUACUUCCUGUCCAAUGACGACCUCCUGGAGAUCCUGGGCCAGGCCCGGAACCCAGAGGCUGUGCAGCCACACCUCAAGAAGUGCUUUGACAACAUCAAAUUGCUGAAGAUGCAAAAGAUGGGGGUGCCCAGCAGUAAAUGGGAAGCUGUGGGAAUGUUCUCAGGUGAUGGCGAGUAUAUUGAUUUCCUUCACUCGGUACUCUUGGAAGGACCCGUGGAGUCCUGGCUUGGCGACGUGGAGCGGACCAUGAGAGUGACCCUGCGGGACCUUCUCCGGAACUGCCGUCUUGCCCUCAAAAAGUUCCUCAGCAAGAGGGACAAGUGGGUGAAGGAUUGGGCUGGCCAGAUGGUGAUCACAGCCAGUCAGAUUCAGUGGACAGCUGAUGUCACCAGGUGCCUACAGACAGCUAAGGAGCGAGGAGAUAAGAAGAUCCUCAAGAUCUUGAAGAAGAAGCACGUAUCAAUACUGAACAAGUAUUCAGAAGCCAUCAAGGGCAACUUAACCAAGAUCAUGCGGCUUAAAAUUGUAGCUCUGGUGACCAUUGAAAUCCACGCCCGAGACGUGUUGGAAAAGCUCUAUAAGAGUGGCCUCAUGGAUGUCAAUUCGUUUGACUGGCUCAGCCAACUUCGCUUUUACUGGGAGAAGGAUCUUGAUGACUGUGUGAUCCGCCAGACCAACACGCAAUUCCAGUACGGUUAUGAGUACCUGGGUAACUCCGGGCGCCUUGUCAUCACCCCUCUGACAGACAGGUGCUACAUGACACUGACCACAGCGUUACACCUGCACCGAGGGGGGUCCCCCAAAGGCCCAGCCGGCACAGGAAAGACGGAGACUGUCAAGGACCUGGGCAAGUCCCUGGGCACAUAUGUCAUUGUGGUCAACUGCUCAGAGGGUCUAGACUAUAAAUCGAUGGGCCGAAUGUACUCUGGCCUGGCUCAGACUGGAGCCUGGGGCUGCUUUGAUGAGUUUAACCGCAUCAACAUUGAAGUACUGUCAGUGGUGGCCCAGCAGAUCCUGUCUAUCCUCUCGGCUUUGGCUGCCAAUCUCACACGCUUCUUCUUUGAGGGCUUUGAAAUCAAUCUGGUGUGGUCCUGUGGGAUCUUCAUUACCAUGAAUCCUGGUUAUGCUGGCCGCACAGAACUUCCUGAUAAUCUUAAAUCCAUGUUCCGUCCAAUUGCCAUGGUGGUGCCAGACUCUAUUCUCAUUGCAGAAAUCAUUCUCUUUGGGGAGGGCUUUGGUAAUUGCAAGAUUCUGGCCAAGAAGGUGUACACGCUGUACUCACUGGCUGUGCAGCAGCUCUCCAGGCAGGACCACUAUGACUUUGGCCUGCGUGCCCUCACCUCCCUGUUGCGCUACGCUGGCAAGAAGCGACGCCUGCAGCCGGAUCUGACCGAUGAAGAGGUUCUGUUGCUCUCAAUGAGGGAUAUGAACAUUGCCAAGCUGACUUCUGUCGACAUGCCACUGUUCAACGCCAUUGUGCAAGAUCUGUUUCCCAGCACCGAGCUGCCUGUCAUUGACUAUGGAAAGCUACGAGAGACCAUUGAGCAGGAGGUUCAAGUUUUGGGCCUGCAGGCCACACCGUUCACGCUCACCAAGGUCAUCCAGCUGUAUGAGACCAAGAACUCCCGCCACUCCACCAUGAUUGUGGGCUGCACCGGCAGCGGCAAGACCACCUCCUGGCGAAUCCUGCAGUUGUCUUUGUCUUCCCUGAGCCGCGCUGGGGAACCCAACUUCAACCUUGUUAAAGAGUAUCCUCUAAACCCCAAGGCGUUGUCACUGGGGGAACUGUAUGGGGAAUAUGACCUCAACACGAAUGAAUGGACAGAUGGCAUCUUGUCCAGUGUCAUGCGGACAGCAUGUGCAGAUGAGAAGCCUGACGAGAAGUGGAUUAUUUUUGAUGGCCCUGUGGACACACUGUGGAUCGAGAGCAUGAACUCAGUCAUGGAUGAUAAUAAGGUGUUGACCCUCAUCAAUGGAGAGCGCAUUGCAAUGCCUGAGCAGGUGUCCCUCCUGUUUGAAGUGGAGAACUUGUCAGUGGCCUCACCAGCCACCGUUUCACGCUGUGGGAUGGUCUACAUGGACUACUCUGACCUGGGCUGGAAGCCCUACGUCAAGUCGUGGCUGGAGAAGAGGCCAAAGGCUGAGGUGGAGCCCCUUCAGCGCAUGUUUGACAAGUUCAUCAACAAGAUACUGGCCUUUAAGAAAGACAACUGCAAUGAGCUGGUGUCACUUCCUGAAUACAGUGGCAUUAUCUCCCUCUGCAAACUGUACUCAGCUCUGGCCACCCCAGAGAAUGGGGUGAACCUAGCUGAUGGUGAAAGCGCUGCCUUCAUGAUUGAGAUGAUGUUUGUGUUCAGCAUGAUCUGGUCGGUGUGUGCCUCUGUGGAUGAGGAGGGCCGCAAGAAGAUUGACAGUUACCUCCGAGAGAUCGAGGGCUCCUUCCCCAAUAAGGACACCGUGUAUGAGUAUUUUGUGGACCCCAAAAUGCGAACUUGGACAUCGUUUGGGGAAAAGCUCCCUAAGAGUUGGCGCUACCCUUCUAACGCGCCCUUCUAUAAAAUCAUGGUGCCCACCGUUGACACGGUUCGCUACAACUACCUUGUAAGCACUUUGGUAUCCAGCCAGAAUCCCAUCCUGCUCAUGGGCCCUGUGGGGACUGGGAAGACAUCCAUCGCCCAGAGUGUCCUGCAGUCCUUGCCCUCCAGCCAGUGGUCGGUGCUCACUGUCAACAUGUCUGCUCAGACCACAUCCAACAACGUGCAGAGCAUCAUCGAGAGCAGGGUGGAGAAGCGAACCAAGAGCGUCUACGUGCCGUUUGGGGGCAAAAGCAUGAUCACCUUCAUGGAUGACCUGAAUAUGCCAGCUAAGGACUUGUUUGGGUCCCAGCCACCCCUGGAGCUGAUUCGCCUCUGGAUUGACUAUGGUUUCUGGUACGAUCGUUCAAAGCAGACCAUCAAGUACAUUCGGGACAUGUUCCUGAUGGCUGCCAUGGGCCCUCCUGGGGGUGGACGGACAGUCAUCUCACCAAGGCUGCAGAGUCGCUUCAACAUCAUCAACAUGACCUUCCCCACAGAGUCCCAGAUCAUCCGAAUAUUUGGCACCAUGAUCAACCAGAAACUUCAGGACUUUGAGGAAGAAGUGAAGCCCAUUGGGAAUGUGGUGACAGAAGCUACUUUAGACUUGUACAAUACAGUGGUCCAGCGCUUCCUGCCCACCCCUGCCAAGAUCCAUUACCUCUUCAACCUUCGAGAUAUCUCCAAGGUGUUCCAGGGCAUGCUGAGAGCCAACAAGGAUUUCCAUGACACCAAGAACAGCCUUACCCGCCUGUGGAUCCAUGAAUGCUUUCGAGUCUUCUCUGAUCGCCUGGUUGAUGCAACAGACAUGGAAGCGUUCCUAGGAAUCAUAAGUGACAAGCUUGGCUCCUUCUUUGACCUCACGUUUCAUAAUCUCUGUCCUAACAAACGUUCUCCCAUCUUUGGGGAUUUCCUGAAGGAGCCCAAGGUGUAUGAAGACCUGACUGAUUUGACAGUGCUGAAGACAGCCAUGGAGAAUGCCCUGAAUGAGUACAACCUGUCCCCUGCCGCCGUGCCCAUGAAGUUGGUGCUCUUCCGAGAGGCUGUUGAACACAUCACUCGAAUAGUUCGGGUAAUUGGACAGCCUCGGGGCAACAUGCUGUUGCUGGGCAUCGGGGGCAGUGGGCGUCAGAGCCUGGCCCGACUGGCUUCAUCUAUCUGCGAGUACAUCACCUUCCAGGUGGAGGUCACCAAACACUAUCGGAAGCAGGAGUUCAGAGAAGAUAUCAAGCGUUUGUAUCGCCAGGCUGGGGUAGAUCUCAAGGCCACGUCCUUCCUCUUUGUGGACACCCAAAUUGCUGAUGAGUCAUUCCUAGAGGACAUUAACAACAUCCUCAGCUCAGGAGAGGUCCCCAACCUCUACAAGAGCGAUGAGUUUGAAGAGAUCCAGACACACAUAAUAGAGCAGGCCCGGGCCGAGCGGGUACCUGAGUCAUCCGAUAGCCUCUUUGCCUACCUCAUCGAGCGCGUGAGAAGCCACCUGCACAUCGUGCUCUGCCUCAGUCCUGUGGGGGACCCUUUCAGGAACUGGAUCCGCCAAUAUCCUGCCUUAGUGAACUGCAUGACCAUCAACUGGUUCUCAGAGUGGCCCUAUGAGGCCCUGCUGGAAGUGGCUGAGAAGUACCUGGUUGGAGUAGACCUGGGAACUCAUGAAAACAUCCACAAGAAGGUGGCCCAGAUCUUUGUAACCAUGCACAGGUCAGUGGCUCAAUAUUCCCAAAAGAUGCUGUUGGAGCUGCGGAGAUACAACUAUGUCACACCCACCAACUACCUGGAGCUUGUGUCAGGAUAUAAGAAGUUGCUGGGGGAGAAGCGGCAAGAGCUGCUGGACCAAGCCAAUAAGCUACGAACAGGGCUGUUUAAGAUUGAUGAAACCAGGGAAAAGGUGGAGGUGAUGUCCUUAGAGCUGGAGGAUGCCAAGAAGAAGGUGGCCGAUUUCCAGAAGCAGUGUGAGGAAUACCUGGUCAUCAUUGUCCAGCAGAAGCGAGAGGCAGACGAGCAGCAGAAGGCAGUGACAGCCAACAGUGAGAAGAUUGCAGUUGAGGAAAUCAAGUGUCAGGCUCUGGCUGACAAUGCCCAGAAGGAUCUAGAAGAGGCCCUGCCAGCCUUAGAAGAGGCCAUGAGGGCCCUGGAGUCUCUGAACAAGAAGGACAUAGGAGAGAUCAAGUCCUAUGGACGGCCACCUGCCCAAGUGGAGAUAGUGAUGCAGGCAGUUAUGAUUCUGCGGGGCAAUGAACCCACAUGGGCCGAGGCCAAGAGACAGCUAGGGGAACAGAACUUCAUUAAGUCCCUGAUACACUUUGAUAAAGACAAUAUCUCAGACAAGGUGCUAAAGAAGAUUGGGGCCUAUUGCGCCCAGCCCGACUUUCAGCCUGAUAUCAUUGGCCGUGUCUCCCUUGCUGCCAAGUCCCUCUGCAUGUGGGUCCGGGCCAUGGAGCUGUACGGCAGACUGUAUCGGGUGGUGGAGCCGAAGCGGGCCCGAUUGAAUGCUGCCUUAGGCCAACUCCAAGAGAAGCAGGCAGCGCUGGCUGAAGCCCAAGAGAAGCUUCGUGAGGUGGCUGAGAAAUUGGAGAUGCUGAAGAAACAGUAUGAUGAGAAGCUGACACAGAAGGAAGAACUUCGCAAGAAGUCUGAGGAGAUGAAAGUGAAGCUGGAGAGAGCUGGGAUGCUGGUGUCUGGGUUAGCUGGUGAGAAGGCCCGGUGGGAAGAGACUGUAAAGGGCUUGGAGGAGGACCUCGGCUACCUGGUGGGCGAUUGUCUCCUAGCUGCUGCCUUCCUGUCCUACAUGGGACCUUUCCUGACCAACUAUCGAGAUGAGAUUGUCAACGACAUUUGGAUGAAGAAGAUCGGAGAGCUGCAGGUUCCUUGCUCGCCUCGCUUCACCUUUGAUAACUUCCUUUCUAACCCUACCAAAGUCCGAGACUGGAACAUCCAGGGAUUGCCCUCGGACGCCUUUUCCACUGAGAAUGGCAUCAUAGUCACCCGGGGCAACAGGUGGGCGCUCAUGAUCGAUCCUCAGGCUCAGGCCCUGAAGUGGAUUAAGAACAUGGAAGGAAACCAGGGCCUCAAGAUCAUUGACCUGCAGAUGAGUGACUACCUUCGAAUCCUAGAAAACGCCAUCCAGUUUGGAUACCCAGUGCUGUUACAGAACGUGCAGGAAUACCUGGACCCCACACUUAACCCCGUGCUCAACAAAUCUGUGGCACAAAUUGGUGGUCGCCUGCUGAUGCGCAUUGGAGACAAGGAAGUGGAAUACAACCCAAACUUUCGUUUCUACAUCACCACCAAGCUCUCCAACCCCCACUAUAGCCCAGAGACCUCAGCCAAGACCACCAUCGUAAACUUUGCUGUCAAAGAGCAGGGCCUGGAGGCACAGCUGUUGGGCAUCGUGGUCCGGAAGGAGAGGCCAGAACUGGAGGAGCAGAAGGACACACUCGUCAUCAACAUCGCCGCUGGCAAGAGGAAACUCCAGGAGUUGGAGGACGAGAUCCUUCGUUUGCUGAAUGAGGCCACAGGCUCCUUGCUGGACGAUGUACAACUGGUGAACACCCUGCAGACCUCCAAGGUCACUGCCACUGAGGUGACAGAGCAGCUGGAGACCAGUGAAACCACGGAGAUCAACAUUGACCUGGCCCGGGAGGCUUACCGUCCAUGUGCCCAGAGGGCAGCGGUGCUGUUCUUCGUGCUCAACGACAUGGGCCGCAUCGACCCCAUGUACCAGUUCUCACUCGAUGCCUACAUCAGCCUCUUUGUCCUUAGCAUUGACAAAAGCCACCGCAGCAACAAGCUGGAGGACCGCAUAGACUACCUGAAUGAGUACCACACCUACGCGGUCUACAGGUAUACCUGCCGUACCCUUUUUGAACGCCACAAGCUACUGUUCAGCUUCCAGAUGUGUGCGAAAAUCCUGGAGACCUCUGGCAAGCUCAACAUGGAUGAAUAUAACUUCUUUCUACGUGGAGGUGUGGUCUUGGACCGGGAGGGCCAAAUGGACAAUCCGUGUACUAACUGGCUUGCAGACGCCUACUGGGAUAACAUCACAGAGCUCGACAAGCUGACCAACUUCCACGGCCUCAUGAACUCCUUUGAGCAGUACCCUCGUGACUGGUACCUGUGGUACACCAGCGCCACCCCGGAGAAGGCUAUGCUGCCAGGAGAGUGGGAGAACACGUGCAACGAGAUGCAGCGGAUGCUCAUCGUUCGCUCCCUGCGCCAGGACCGGGUGGCGUUCUGCGUGACUUCCUUCAUCGUCUCCAACCUCGGCUCCCGCUUUGUUGAGCCACCUGUGCUGAACAUGAAGUUGGUGAUGGAGGAUUCAACCCCUCGGACCCCGCUCAUAUUCAUCCUGUCCCCGGGUGUGGACCCCACCGGCGCGCUGCUCCAGCUGGCCGAGCACACGGGCAUGGCCCAGCGUUUCAAUGCCCUGUCCCUGGGCCAGGGCCAGGCCCCCAUCGCUGCACGGCUCCUCCGAGAGGGUGUGAUUCAGGGACACUGGGUGUUCCUGGCUAACUGCCACCUGUCCUUGUCUUGGAUGCCUAAUCUGGAUAAACUGGUGGAGCAGCUGCAAGUGGAGGAUCCUCACUCUUCCUUCCGCCUCUGGCUCAGCUCCAGCCCCCACCCAGACUUCCCUAUCUCCAUCCUGCAGGCCAGCAUCAAGAUGACCACAGAGCCUCCAAAGGGCAUAAAGGCCAACAUGACGCGUCUUUAUCAGUUGAUGACGGAACAACAGUUCUCCCACUGCACCAAACCUGCCAAAUAUAAGAAGCUGCUGUUUGCACUCUGCUUCUUCCAUUCUGUGUUACUUGAACGCAAGAAAUUCUUGCAGCUUGGCUGGAACAUCAUCUAUGGCUUCAAUGACUCUGACUUUGAGGUGUCAGAGAAUUUGCUGAGCCUCUAUCUGGAUGAGUACGAGGAGACACCCUGGGAUGCACUCAAGUACCUCAUUGCCGGUGUGAACUACGGCGGGCACGUUACUGAUGACUGGGACCGGCGCCUGCUUACAACCUAUAUCAAUGACUAUUUUUGUGACCAGACUCUCUCAACUCCCUUCUAUCGGUUGUCGGUACUGGAGACCUAUGCUAUCCCAAAGGAUGGGAGCCUGGCCUCUUACAAGGAGUACAUCAGCAUGUUGCCAGGCAUGGACCCCCCUGAGGCCUUUGGCCAGCACCCCAAUGCUGAUGUGGCCUCCCAGAUCACCGAGGCUCGGACGCUCUUUGAGACCCUGCUUUCCCUGCAACCCCAGAUCACACCCACCAGGGCUGGAGGCCAGAGCCGGGAAGAGAAAGUCCUUGAGUUAGCCACUGAUGUGAAGCAGAAGAUCCCUGAAAUGAUUGACUAUGAAGGGACCCGAAAAGUCUUGGCUUUAGACCCUUCCCCACUCAACGUGGUCCUUCUGCAGGAGAUUCAGAGAUACAACAAGCUGAUGGAGACCAUCCUGUUCUCCCUGACAGACCUGGAGAAAGGCAUCCAGGGCCUUAUCGUCAUGUCAACUAGCCUGGAAGAGAUAUUCAAUUGCAUCUUUGAUGCUCACGUCCCUCCUCUCUGGGGAAAGGCAUAUCCCUCACAAAAACCACUGGCUGCGUGGACCCGAGAUUUGGCCAUGCGUAUGGAGCAGUUUGAGCUGUGGGCCAGCCGUGCGCGGCCGCCUGUAAUCUUCUGGCUGUCUGGCUUCACCUUUCCUACUGGCUUCCUCACUGCGGUUCUCCAGUCUUCAGCACGUCAAAACAAUAUUUCUGUGGACAGUCUCUCCUGGGAGUUUAUUGUUUCCACCGUGGAUGACAGCAAUCUAGUGUAUCCACCUAAGGAUGGUGUCUGGGUUAGAGGUCUGUACCUGGAGGGGGCUGGAUGGGAUCGGAAGAACUCCUGCUUGGUGGAGGCAGAACCCAUGCAGCUUGUCUGCCUCAUGCCCACGAUCCAUUUCCGUCCUGCCGAAAGCCGCAAAAAGACGGCCAAAGGCAUGUACUCCUGUCCCUGCUAUUAUUAUCCCAACCGAGCUGGCAGCUCAGACCGAUCUUCCUUUGUCAUUGGCGUUGAUCUUAGGUCUGGGGCCAUGACCUCUGAUCACUGGAUCAAGAGAGGCACCGCCUUACUCAUGAGCCUGGACAGCUGA